This is a messenger RNA of Exaiptasia diaphana, 2675 nucleotides long. RefSeq lists its product as uncharacterized. The record is from RefSeq and is a predicted model, not a curated record. The coding region runs from base 140 to 1786 and encodes 548 amino acids. The transcript is spliced from 4 exons. NCBI's taxonomy places the organism in Eukaryota, Metazoa, Cnidaria, Anthozoa, Actiniaria, Aiptasiidae.
UGAACCCUGAAGUACAAUGUUUUUUGUGCGAUGAUAUCUAAUAGUUGGCGCUCUUUCUGUAAUUUUCUUCAGUCAAGUACCUUGCUUAACGUUGCCAGGGAUUUAAGUGUCACUCCACAAGCCAACAAUCGAUCCUGAUAUGAGCAUUCGCUGUCUAAAGAUUCCGUUGACAGGCAGGCUGUUCAUCGCUUUUAGCUGGUUUAUUCUUAUGACUUCAGCGAUCGUUCUGCCUCAGCAUCAAAGACAUGAACGAGCUGCAGCUGAAGGUGAACCAGUCAACGAACCAGAAUCAAAGAGCGAGCUUAAUCCUGAACCGAAUACCACCUCUGAACCGGAACCAGAACCCGAAGCUGAAUCAUGGCCCGAACCUGGCCCCUUGUGGGCUGAAGCAUUCAAGACGUGGAAAAGUGCUUGGGACAUACACGUCUACUUGUUUGCCACUAGUUUCUUGAUAAUGGGCUUCUAUGCGGCUUAUUACGUGGUUUUUAAUCUCUAUGAUGGGCUCGAACAGAAGUACCUCAGCGUUAGUCUUAACAUCAUGGUUCUUGUCUUCUGCCUGACAAGGGCCUUCGUCAUGUACCUGGACCCUUAUCAUCAGGGGGACAUAAUUAAGGCAUUACAACUAAUGCGUAUAAUAUGGUCCAUAGGGGGACCUUGUUUAACAGCUUCUGAUUCGCUAAUUAUAUUAGCUCUUCUGGAGACAAGUCGUUUACGAAUCACUGUACCUGCAUUGCAGAAGGCCAAGGUCAUCGCAGUGAUUGUCACCGUACAUUUYAUUUUUGUAAUACUGACUGACUUCGUUGUCUCCCUAUAUGUUUCUGCGAAAGGAAUGAUAUUGUUUUGUCAAGUKUUUUAUGUUAUUUGGGGCUCAGUGCUUGGAACGGGAUACAUUCGACUUGGUUAUGUCUUGGAGAAGCAACUUUUUGGUCACAAGCCUCAAAAAGACAAACAAGAUAAACUCUAUGUGUUCUURAUCCAUGCAUCAGGAGUUGCUAAUUAYUGYCUGGUAGUUAUAAUGGUCUACACAAUGUUUGGAGUAUUCGGAGUGUAUUCUGAUGUUAAAUUUGUCGACGCUUGGAGCUGGUGGGCUCUGCAGACAGUCCUGAGGUUAAGUGAAGUUGUAACAUGUAUUUUGAUAUUCACUGUCAGCGCCAAGAGAACAAGAAUAAAGAAAGCAAUGGAUGACAUAGCGACAAUUGAUACUAAAAUCGACCAGGUCUCAACCUUGUCCAAAAUACCUCGAAUGCGAAAGAUGUUCAAUAAAGCGAGGCGCAUAAAUGUGGAGCCGAAACUUGAACCUGUCGAGAGCUUGUCAACUCGACCAGUCCUUGGAAGAGAGAGACGAAUGAGCAUGUUUACUCAUCUUGACACUGAAAGCAAAGCAGUAAAGGGACUUUUCCUUUACCAGGCAUAUAAYCAGUCAAGCACAGGAAGCAUUGACACUCUACAGGAGACUUUCGACUUAGAGGAAAGCUUGGACACUAAUGAGAAUCAACUAGCAUCAACUCCAAUGUCUCCUAACAAAAGAACUUCAAAUAAGCACAAAAAUCAAACUAUUGAUGGUAUUCUUGAAGAAAUAGACAUUAGUGAGGACAGUCAGGAGAAGAAGACAUCUUUUGUCAGGAAAAUCAGUGCUCAAGUGCGACGAAAAAUAUCAGGAUUGRGCACAAACAAUGCUGAUGGAAAAUCCAUCAUUCAAAAUGAUUCAUCAAAUCUUUCAGAGUCAUUUAAUGGMGAACAAAAUUUUGGUUUUUGUGACAAUCCAUUACCGAACACGACGGCUUAAYCAGCCUUUUUWAAYCCUGGCUAAGCCUCAAUUUUGUCUCUAAUUUUAGAACUCAUAGAUUUGCAUAGAACACAUAGAAUACAAAGAUUGCUGUCUUGCUGAAAUUCAUUAGGAACUUGAGACUGAGACUUCUAAAYACCUGUUCUUUAAUACGAUUUUUUUUCCUGGGAAUGGGAUGCUGAACAGAUCUUAUUCUGAUAAGCAAUUCUUGUACAGUUUUUUUUUGUGUCUGUUUGUUUGUUUUAUUGCCCAAUUUUGAGGAACGCAGAUCCUUUAGCCCCUCGAAAGCUUGUUUUAUAUUUACAGAAUUUUUAGUUUCCUGGGAAAAGAAUAGUGUUAUUUCUGAAAGUAUUACAAUCUUGCUGGAAACCAAUUUGUUACCUUUCUUCCAARAAACMCAUUGGCCACUCCUAGAAAUCCAAGAAWUAUGAUUGUAAAAGAGACAAUAUGAACAGUAAGUGACUCCGAAAUCACGAUGGGGCAGCACUAAGRGGCAGCACUAAGCUCCAUUUUUCCAUYUUGUACAAGAUGGUAGUUGUAGUCCUCUCACUUUUUAUAAMCCCUGCUAAAAAAUCUCCCUAAAAGCUGCGUCUUUCUUUUCUAUUAUAGAAACGACACAACGAACUCUAUUUUUACAAAGAAAAAGCACAAAAUGGCUUGGGAGUACUGUUUUUGCGGACAUGAAAAAGUGUGAGUGCUACAACCCCCAUAAUAUGCUUUGUUACACACAWUUGCGUCGCUUCARAUUGYCUAUUUUAAAAACUUUGAAUUUUUUUAGCGAAUCAGAACGUGACUGAUACACAGGUAGUCCACUUUUUGCAUGCUAGGAUCCAAGGGGUGAGAUAGUUAGAGUGGUUUUCAUAAACCCGUGAAACAAAGUGUAGUAAUU